This is a messenger RNA of Peromyscus maniculatus bairdii (prairie deer mouse), 1153 nucleotides long. Lineage: Eukaryota; Metazoa; Chordata; Mammalia; Rodentia; Cricetidae. The record is from RefSeq and is a predicted model, not a curated record.
CGUCUGGGCCCCGCCCACUCCGCAGGCUGCCAUGGCGUCAGACGAAGGCAAGCUUUUCGUGGGGGGGCUGAGCUUCGACACCAACGAGCAGGCGCUGGAGCAGGUCUUCUCCAAGUACGGGCAGAUCUCCGAAGUGGUGGUGGUAAAGGACAGGGAGACCCAGCGAUCCCGCGGCUUUGGCUUUGUCACCUUUGAGAACAUUGAUGACGCUAAGGACGCCAUGAUGGCUAUGAAUGGGAAGUCUGUGGAUGGGCGGCAGAUCCGAGUGGACCAGGCCGGCAAGUCUUCAGACAACCGCUCCCGCGGGUACCGAGGUGGCUCUGCUGGAGGCCGAGGCUUCUUCCGAGGGGGACGCAGCCGGGGCCGCGGGUUCUCCAGAGGGGGAGGAGACCGGGGCUACGGAGGUGGCCGCUUUGAGUCCCGGAGUGGGGGCUACGGAGGCUCCAGAGACUACUAUGCCAGCCGGAGUCAGGGUGGCAGCUACGGUUACCGGAGCUCGGGCGGGUCCUACCGAGACAGCUACGACAGUUACGCUACACACAACGAGUAAAAGCCCGGCGUCCAGACCGUCCGCCAUGGCUGUAAUUAAGAUGGGGAUCCGCUGAAGGCUGUCAGUGAGCACCUGUCCCCAGUUUUUAGUCCAGCCUGCUUCCGACCCCGAUGGCCUCGUGACCAGACUUUCUGUUAAGGAAGCGCUGUCUUUUUAAGCGUUGUAAAAGACGUUUUGGAAAGCACUUCAGAUCUUACUUUUUUACCAUGAGCCAUGGGUUUGUGUUUUUUCUAAAUUGUCGGGGUUGUGUGGGUUUUGUUGACUCGUUUUUGUUUUUUCGGGUUUUUCGGUUGUGUUGUUUUUCCUUUUUUGUGUGGUCGCCGUGAAGUCUGGCGCCCCGCCCUCCCGAGAUGACAUGGACUCGAUUUGAGCAAGCCUGGGUCUGCGACGCCAGCCCCGCCGCGGAGCGCAGCAGGCCCGGCCACCGGGCACAGGCCGCUGCCCGGGCGCGGGUCCGGGAGGCCGGCAAGUGUUUAUUUAUAGUGUCCUUUUUUACCGAAGACGACAUGCAUACUCCAUCGACGUUGUAUCCGCAGUGCUGAGGAUUCUUGUACGCAGUUUCUCUGGCUUCACGAAGCCGAUUAAAAGACCGUGUGAAACGAA